Molecule: messenger RNA, 744 nt
Organism: Lodderomyces margitis
Lineage: Eukaryota; Fungi; Ascomycota; Pichiomycetes; Serinales; Debaryomycetaceae
Exons: 1
Coding region: 1-744 (247 amino acids)
Biological process (GO): cristae formation
Cellular component (GO): MICOS complex; mitochondrial crista junction
Source: RefSeq, a predicted model, not a curated record
AUGCUUAGGCCUGUCUCAUUAGCUUCGUCAAUUCUAACGGCUGGAUUGAUAGUGACACAUAAACCCACAGUCAUCAGCAAUGACUCUUCAUCAAAAAGAAACUUCUACGAGGACGACACUGAGGUGACUCCCCUCCCAGGUACUGUGGUUCCAGCUCCAGCAUCGGAAAUAAAUUCCUUAGGCGAAAACAGGAUAAUUGAUGGAAUAUCUGUACGUACCACCACACCUACUGAAAAUUUCUUCAAAAGUGCCAGAGAAUUCACUUCAGCAAGAGUUUGCGACUUGUCAAACUGGCUAAACGGAAGCUACACCAAAUUCAAUGACACAGAAAGAUUUGUCACAUCAACGGUUAGCGACUUACACUACAAGAAGGAGGAUCUUUUACCUAAUGGUAUAUACGUGAUUGUUGCAGCUUUGGCAGGAACGAUUGCUGCAAGACCUCGUGGUGUGAUUGCCAAAACUACAUUUCCUGUAAUAGCCGGUUUGGCCGCUUUCAAGUACUUUUUGCCAGUAACAUUUGACAACACAAGGGAGUUUACUUGGAACUUGGAACAGAGGAAAGCACCACAAGUGGCAAAGCAACAAGCAGAUGCAUACAACAGUGUUGUUGGAUUGGCCAAAUCAAUUGAAGACGGUGCUGAGCAGAGUGUCAGGCAUGUUGAAAGUAGAGCACAGUCUUUGAGACAGUCAAUUGCCAACAUAACUGGCCUCAACUUGGAUGAAGAAGUGUCAAAGAAGAAAUAG